Molecule: messenger RNA, 2312 nt
Organism: Oncorhynchus gorbuscha (pink salmon)
Lineage: Eukaryota; Metazoa; Chordata; Actinopteri; Salmoniformes; Salmonidae
Product: T-box transcription factor T-A-like
Exons: 8
Coding region: 116-1384 (422 amino acids)
Biological process (GO): heart morphogenesis; somitogenesis; mesoderm formation
Cellular component (GO): nucleus
Molecular function (GO): DNA-binding transcription factor activity, RNA polymerase II-specific; RNA polymerase II cis-regulatory region sequence-specific DNA binding
Source: RefSeq, a predicted model, not a curated record
UUGGGCUCCGAAGCCAGUAGUACUUAUCUCACUGUCAAAACUAAUCUUGAAACAGUGAAUCCUAUUCUAACGGUACAUUUCACGGAACUCCACACGAACUCAUCCUAUAGGAAAUAUGACUUCAAACUCCGACCAGAGGCUGGACCACCUUCUGAGCGUGGUGGAGAGCGAGUUUCAGAAGGGCAGCGAGAAAGGAGACGCCUCAGAGAGGGAUAUUAAACUGGGACUAGAAGAUGCAGAAUUAUGGACCAAGUUUAAAGAACUAACCAACGAAAUGAUUGUCACCAAGACUGGCAGGCGGAUGUUUCCAGUGCUCAGAGCGAAUGUGAGUGGCUUGGACCCCAAUGCUAUGUACUCAGUUCUCUUGGACUUCGUGGCUGCAGACAACAACCGGUGGAAGUACGUGAACGGCGAGUGGGUUCCCGGUGGCAAGCCCGAGCCACAGAGUCCUAGCUGCGUCUACAUCCACCCAGACUCGCCUAACUUCGGAGCGCACUGGAUGAAAGCGCCCGUCUCAUUUAGCAAAGUCAAACUGUCCAAUAAACUCAACGGGGGAGGACAAAUCAUGCUGAACUCUCUGCACAAGUAUGAGCCCAGGAUACACAUUGUGAAGGUUGGAGGGCUCCAGAAGAUGAUCAGUAGCCAGUCUUUCCCCGAGACUCAGUUCAUCGCUGUCACUGCUUACCAGAACGAAGAGAUAACUGCGUUGAAGAUCAAACACAAUCCAUUCGCUAAAGCUUUCCUCGAUGCCAAAGAGAGAAGCGACCAUAAAGACAUGCCAGACCAUGGUGGAGACAGUCAACAGUCUGGUUAUUCCCAACUUGGUAGUUGGUUUCUACCUGGUAACGGUCCCAUGUGCCCCAGCAGCAGCCCCCCUCCGUUCACCGGGGCCCCUGGCCACUCCUCAGGGUCCUACUGUGAGAGGUACUCCAGCCUGAGGGGCCACAGGGCCGCUCCCUACCCCAGCCACUACCCACACCGCUCCUCCAGCUCAAACAACUACAUGGACAACUCGUCGGGAGCCCUGCCCACCCAUGACAGCUGGUCAGCCCUUCAGAUCCCUAACUCCACCGGGAUGGGAACCCUGGCCCAUACCAGCAACUCCACAUCCAACUCCAGCCAGUAUCCCAGUCUGUGGUCUGUUGCCGGGACGGCCCUAACUCCUUCCGGCUCCUCCUCUGGCUCCAUCUCUGGUGGCCUGACCAGCCAGUUCCUGCGAGGCUCCUCCUACACAGGCCUGACCUCCUCCCUGCCCGUAUCCUCACCAUCCUCCAUGUACGACCCCAGCCUUAGCGAGGUGGGUGUAGGCGUGGGCGAGGCCCAGUUCGAAAGCUCCAUCGCCAGGCUCACCGCCUCCUGGGCACCUGUGGCUCAGAGCUACUGAGCACAGUGCUUCCAUAGCCAUUGACUCUCCUCAACCACCAUCCUAUUCCACAUCACCACCAUCUCCACUCUACUGCCUGACCAUCAGCUAGGAAACUUUUGGGUUGAAGCAGCAACGCCUUUGAAAGGCAGAGUCAACUCAGAAGAAGAUCUAUCUGAAGCAGAGAGAUGUAGGGUCCUCUCAGGCCUUGUGUUUUACCAACAUGACAUGGUUGAUCUUCCAUUCCAAACACCCGAGACAUUCUAAGCUUAGUCUGAGUGGAAGAGGCAUGUGUUUUUCCAUUGGAAGUUUCCUUCACUCUCUCCAAGGUGCAGUUACAAGCCUAAGACAAUCUGAAUAUACUUCCUCUACAAUUGUUCCAGUUGCUGGUGUGUUACUGUAGUUGUGUCCUUCAGUACAGACAAGAGUACUCCAAGACAAUCGUACGCUGGCGUAAGACAAUCAGGAUCACUAGCUACACCAAAGCUAAGUUUGUGAAGUAACCCCCUCAACUUUAUUAAAGGGGCCAAUCCUUAUGUUUAACUGUUUAUUGCUACAAUUAGUUUGGUUAUUAUUAUAAUAGAUAAAUAGGAUGAAAUAAUCUGUUGAUCUAACAUAAAACAUGUAUAUGUGUGUAUAUAAAAUAAAUUAACGUCCAUUUUCUUUGUUAGCCGUUUACAUGGAACUGUUUUGGAUCCAGUGUCAGUCAGUGUGUUGCUUUUUGUGGCCUGAAGGAAAAGAAAGAAAGAAGGAACGAAUGAAAACAAGAAGAAGUGCCUUGUAUCCUCCCACUGCAGCCCAGGAGAAAGCACAGAUGUCUCUUCUCCUUCGCUCUGUGUACAUUCCCUCCCUGGCAAUCAUAUGUACAUAUCUAUUCUAUUUGUGUUUGUUGGACUCAUUGGGAGUUUAUGUUUAUUUAUGUCAUUUUAAUAAUAAAUUAAAAGUUCCU